This is a messenger RNA of Arachis duranensis, 600 nucleotides long. RefSeq lists its product as uncharacterized. The transcript has a single exon. The coding region runs from base 1 to 600 and encodes 199 amino acids. The record is from RefSeq and is a predicted model, not a curated record. NCBI's taxonomy places the organism in Eukaryota, Viridiplantae, Streptophyta, Magnoliopsida, Fabales, Fabaceae.
AUGACAUUGGCAACCUUCUUAAAGGUUAAUCCACCUAUGUUCAAGGGAACCACCAAUCCGACUGAAGUCGAUACUUGGUUUCGGGCUAUGGAGCAAGCACUGCAAGCACAGUUGGUACCUGAAGAGCAGUGUGUUGAAUUUGCUACCUAUCUGCUCACUGGAGAAGCAUUGCAUUGGUGGCAAGGAGCCCAACGUCUCCUGCAGCAAGGUGGUGACCCUAUCACUUGGGAUGCCUUUCAGGUAGAAUUUUACAAAAAGUACUUUUCAAAUUCUGCUAGGACGGCCAAGGAACUGGAGUUACUACAACUGAAGCAGGGUGCUAUGUCCGUGUCUGAGUAUAUAGACAAAUUUGAGGAACUAUUCAGGUUUUUCCAUAUGUGUCAGGGAGCUCUGGGAGACUUCGAAGAAUGGAAGUGCAUUAAGUAUGAAGGAGGGCUCCGGAGCGAUAUCUUAAGUUUAGUGGGACCAAUGGAGAUCCGAACUUUCUCAGAGUUGGUGAAUAAGAGCAUAAUUGCUGAAGAGUGUGUGAAAAAGGUGACUGUAGAGAAAGGAAGUCAUAGGGAGAGGAUGCACACAACACUUUCCCCAAGGACGGAAUAA